This is a messenger RNA of Botrytis fragariae, 378 nucleotides long. RefSeq lists its product as uncharacterized. The transcript has 3 exons. The record is from RefSeq and is a predicted model, not a curated record. NCBI's taxonomy places the organism in Eukaryota, Fungi, Ascomycota, Leotiomycetes, Helotiales, Sclerotiniaceae. The coding region runs from base 1 to 378 and encodes 125 amino acids.
AUGGCACCCACGUUAGACAAUUUACAAUGCCAUGUGGAGGUGGAGGUGCUAUUUAUUAUAUGCAUAUUGGCAACUACUGCCCCCAGCUUCAGUGCAGAAGAAGCCAGUCAUAAUAUCCGAGUGCUUCUCAAGAUAGUCAAGUGUGGCGUCUUGGCUCAACAAAGCGUACCGCCAAAGCUGCUAAAGGUUACCAAGUACCAGUUUUAUGGUGGAUACAUCUUAGACUUCGUAGAUCCCAGGGCUCGACAGACAGCAAUCGAAGAAGAUGUGUGGCUCUUUUUUGCCAUUCAUAUGACGUCCGAGCCCGACAAAUCCCACGGCCGAGUCGCACUGCAUAUGGGGCGAAAGCCGUGCACACUGGUAGCAUACCCCGGUUGA